Messenger RNA from Sorghum bicolor (sorghum), 2386 nucleotides. Its product is annotated as BAG-associated GRAM protein 1. The record is from RefSeq and is a predicted model, not a curated record. The transcript is spliced from 18 exons. Lineage: Eukaryota; Viridiplantae; Streptophyta; Magnoliopsida; Poales; Poaceae. Bases 223 to 2016 code for a protein of 597 amino acids.
CCCACCCACUCCGCGACCGCGAGCCCGACCCGACCGCUCCCACCUUCUCCGCGACUCCGCCUCGUCGUCCCCCCCCUGCAUAACCACCACCUCCAGACCUCCUACCAUUCCUUCCUCGCCCGCUCGCCCCCGCCCCUCAUGGCCCUCGCGUGCGCGCCCAUACCGCUCCCGAAACCCUAGGGCGCGGCACGCACCGUCCUCGUGGGCGCGGGCGCAGGCGGCAUGGCGCCGCAGGCCGCGGGGUCGGCCCCGGCGGUGGCGGCGCUCGGGUUCCUCCUCCCGACCUGCUGGGAGAUCGAGGUCACGUGCGCCGCCGCGAUGAUCCUCGUCGCGCUCUACGCUGCCUACGAGCUCCUCAACCCGCGCCCCUCGCAGGCGGCAGCGGCGGGCGACGCCGACGAGCUCCUCGUGCGGGGGCUGGACGGCGCCGACAAGUUCAAGGGGGGUGCGAGCGGCCCCUCUGCGUAUGUAGUGAAGCUCGAAUUGUUGGCUGCAAAAAAUUUGAUGGCGGCGAACUUAAAUGGGACAUCUGACCCGUAUGCAUUGAUCACUUGUGGCGCAGAGAAGCGUUUCAGUUCUAUGGUUCCUGGCUCAAGAAACCCAAUGUGGGGAGAGGAAUUCAAUUUUUUUGUUGAUAGUCUUCCUGUAAAGAUAAAUGUCAAGAUAUAUGACUGGGACAUUGUAUGGAAAAGCACAAUCCUUGGUUCUGUUACUGUUCCUGUUGAGUCUGAGGCACCGAGUGGACCAGUUUGGCAUACACUUGACAGCACAUCAGGCCAGGUGUGUCUUCAUAUUAAAGUAAUCAAGGUUCAUGAAAGUUCCUCCAGGGCUCUAAACAGCUCAGCUGAGGCUGGCGCUCGUAGAAGGAUUUCCUUGGAUAAGCAAGGUCCUACUGUAGUUCAUCAAAAGCCAGGUCCUUUGCAGACAAUUUUUGAACUACCUCCGGACGAGGUUGUUGACCACAGUUAUUCAUGUGCACUUGAGAGGUCAUUUUUGUAUCAUGGACGCAUGUAUGUCUCUUCAUGGCAUAUUUGCUUUCAUUCAAAUGUCUUUUCAAAGCAAAUCAAGGUUGUGAUUCCUUUGAGAGAUAUUGACGAGAUAAGGAGAAGUCAGCAUGCAGUUAUUAAUCCAGCUAUUACAAUAUUUCUUCGAAUGGGAGCUGGAGGAUUUGGUGUUCCUCCAUUAGGAUGUCCAGAUGGAAGAGUCAGGUACAAAUUUGCAUCGUUUUGGAACAGAAACCAUACAUUUAGAUCAUUGCAGCGAGCUGUGAAGAACUUCCAAAUGAUGAUAGAGGCUGAGAAACAGGAACGUGCUCAGUCUGCAUUACGUGCACACAGUAGUUCAAGAAAAACUAGCAAGCAGGAGAUAAAUGUCCCAGAAGAUUGUGCUGCAUUAACAGGGCAGUUACAACCUUUUGUUAAAGAAGAAGUUUUGGUCCCUGUAUUCAAUGGAACAUUUCCAUGUACAGCAGAACAGUUCUUUAGUAUUCUUUUGAGUGAUGAUUCAAAUUACAUAACAGAGUAUCGAACAGAUCGGAAGGAUAAAGAUAUAAAUCUGGGCCAAUGGCACAUUGCAGAUGAGUAUGAUGGCCAGGUGAGGGAACUUAAUUGUAAAUCAAUAUGCCAUAGUCCAAUGUGCCCUCCUUAUUCAGCGAUGACAGAGUGGCAGCAUAUAGUUCUUUCAGCUGACAAAAUGGAUCUGGUAUUUGAGACAGUACAGCAAGUUCAUGAUGUUCCAUUUGGUUCCUUCUUCGAGGUGCAUUGUAGGUGGUCUGUGAAAACUAUCAGUUCUAGCUCGUGCAGUCUCAACAUCAGUGCUGGUGCGCAUUUCAAGAAAUGGUGCAUAAUGCAGUCUAAGAUAAAGAGUGGUGCUGUAGAUGAGUUGAAGAAAGAAGUCAAGGAAAUGUUAGACUUUGCACAGGGGUAUAUGCUCAAAGUUAGGUCUCCUGACCAAGAGAACAGUAAUCUCGCUCAACAAGACAACAUGGCGCCGGAUGCGCCUCCUGAUUUAGAGUGACAGCCGCCAUCACAUGACAAUGAAUUAUGAUGUUAUACACAGAAGGCCAGGUGGACCUGUAACGAGUCCACAUGAACCACAUCUAACAUGUUAAGCUGACUUCCAAAAGAAUGGGUGGACCGUGUAGCGUGUAAACUUCUUCUCCUGUAAUUUCUCUAUCCAUUCUGGCAGUUUGGCUGCUGUAUAUAGUUGUAAAAACACGUAAUAUAUAGUGCUGACUGCGGACAGGUCACUGUGUGGUGUUUGAAGAUAAACAAAGAAAGAAACAAAAGAGAAAUAUUUGCCCCCAGAACCAUCAGAACUUGUGCAGUGUACAUUUCUGUAGUCACAGGGCCUAUGUUGUACAAAUAAAAGUUCACUUUUCCUAUUA